Otolemur garnettii (small-eared galago) is the source of this 624-nucleotide messenger RNA. Its product is annotated as keratin-associated protein 27-1. Gene Ontology annotation, molecular function: structural molecule activity. Gene Ontology annotation, cellular component: keratin filament. The record is from RefSeq and is a predicted model, not a curated record. Lineage: Eukaryota; Metazoa; Chordata; Mammalia; Primates; Galagidae. The transcript has a single exon. Bases 1 to 624 code for a protein of 207 amino acids.
AUGCCUUGUAACCACUACCACUCACUCGGGAGUUCCCAAAAGGCACCACUACUCUCUGCCAUCGUACAUGGCUCUAAUCCUAUACACUUUGAAGAUGGAUUUUGUUUGCCCAGCAGCUACUAUAGCAGAACCUGGCUCCUGGACAACUUUCAAGAGACUUGCAAUGAAACCACCAUCAGCCAACUGACCAGUUGUGAACAGAAGAACCAGUUCACAGAAGACAACCCUGUGCAAAGUACCUGCCUCCCUGAAGAUGUCCAAAUGACUUAUUCUGAUCCCGGGCACUGUGAAAGGACAACAUAUCAAUUACAAAGCACCUCAGUGGUGUUGGAGCAUGCUUCUCAGCCUUGUCAGUCAGAAAGCAGUGAGCAAAUGGGUUUUGUAGUCCAGAGGUGCCAACCUGAGUGCCACAUGGAAAAAUGCUGCCCACCCAAGAUGUCUGUGUCUAAGAGUUGCCAAACUCUGGAAUGUGAAUCCAGCCAAUGCCAGUUCCAGAGCCUGGAAUCCAGUUCCUGUAGACAUUUGGUCAAAGAUGCACGUGAGACGCAAUUCCUGGAAUCUCCUUCUAGCACUUACGAACUAACUUGCUGUGUUACUGGUGGUUUGAAAUUGCCUAGUAAGUGA